CGUUCUCCUCCCCAAGUUCGCAGCUUUAGCUCGCGCCCCCCGCGUCGCACAUUCGCACAUUCGGCUUCCAGCUUCCAGGAGCAGCGGCUUAGGCGCCGCUUGUGCCCCGGGGCUCCAGAUUUCAGCCCGGCUCGCCCGGUCUGCGGGCCAUGGAGGUCCGAGUAGCGGAUCGAGAGCGGUCGACGCGUCCCAACUUGCCCGCCCGGUGCCCGGCUCCCACCCCUUCCCAGCCCUGGAGACAGCAGCCCUCUUGCCGCUGAGUGGCAGCGACAGCAUGAAAGCUCAGGGUCGGUUCCUGCUCAUCAUCCUGUGCUCCCUGGGCUUCUCCGCUGCCUACAUCCUGCUCUGCUGCUGGGCCUACCUGCCCUUCUGCCUGGUCUCCUGCCUGGGCCCCCACCUCUCCGCCAACUCCAGGCCCACCGUGCCAGGGCCCCUGCACUUCACUGGGUAUAGCAGAGUGCCAGAUGGGAAGCCGCUGGUCCGAGGGCCUUGCCGCAGCUGUGCCGUGGUGUCCAGCUCCGGCCAGAUGCUGGGCUCGGGCCUGGGCGCCCAGAUCGACGGUGCUGAGUGCGUGCUGCGCAUGAACCAGGCACCCACCGUGGGCUUCGAGGUGGACGUGGGCCAGCGCAGCACCCUGCGCGUGGUCUCGCACACGACCGUGCCGCUGCUGCUGCGCAACUACUCGCACUACUUCCAGCAGGCCCGCGACACGCUCUACGUGGUGUGGGGCCAGGGGAAGAGCAUGGACCGCACGCUGGGCGGCCGCACCUACCGCACGCUGCUGCAGCUCACCAGGAUGUACCCGGGCCUGCAGGUGUACACCUUCACCGAGCGCAUGAUGACCUACUGCGACCAGGUCUUCCAGGACGAGACGGGCAAGAACCGGAGGCAGUCGGGCUCCUUUCUCAGCACCGGCUGGUUCACCAUGAUCCUCGCCCUGGAGCUGUGCGAGGAGAUCGUGGUGUACGGAAUGGUCAGCGACAGCUACUGCAGGGAGAAGAACCGCCCCUCAGUGCCUUACCACUACUUCGAGAAGGGCCGGCUGGACGAGUGCCAGAUGUACCUGGCGCACGAGCGGGCGCCCCGCAGCGCCCACCGCUUCAUCACGGAGAAGGCGGUGUUCUCCCGCUGGGCCAGGAGGAGGCCCAUCGUGUUCGCCCACCCGUCCUGGAGGGCCCAGUAGCCCGAGGCCCAGCCGGCCACAGUGACUUCGCCAGGCCUCUGUCCUAUUCACACCCCACCAGAAAUAUUUAUUUUGUGGAUCCUGCCCCUGCCACAUGCCAGGUGAACCUAGGCACACUCGGAGCCGUCGUGGGCCUCCAGACUUGAAGGGGGAGGGGGCGUGGUGACCUUUGUACCCUCCUCCCAUCCCUGAGUAAUCGAUUACUCGGGACUCCCUGAGUAAUCUGAAUCAUCCCACCUCGGGGGUCUGUCCAGUGGCCUUUGCCCUCAGGGCCGAUGUUCCCCCCACUCACCAGCUUUGCAACCUUCGAAGUUGCACCGGCCCUGGUUCUCCCUCUCCACACUCCUCCUCCACGCACUUUGGGUGCCGCACUGCCUCGGCUGGGCGCCCCGGUCAGGGCAGCCCAGAGCACGGGGUUCGUUGAGCAAAGGUGCAUUCGAACUGUGACUGCCAGGGCCACCUCGCGUAGACGGGUAAACCGCGUUUUCUGGAACCCUGUCUCCGGUGUGGUUGUGUCUGGGGGUCAGAGUCGGGGCUGCUCUCCCCGUCACGGUCCUGUAACCUGUGGAUCCGAGGGCAGACCGAGUCCUGGGGCCCCUCUCUUAACCCAUUUCGUCUGCCUGCGUGUUCCUUCCCCAAGAGCCUGCCCCCCUCAAAAACCAGGUCAGAGAGCCUAGCCCCGGCUAGGGUGGAGACAGCUCAGGGUGGGAAGGAAAUUCCUCCACCCCGUGUCUUUUGUCCAGGGUCAAAUUCCUUGCCAGUUAAAUUUCCUACAUCCGAGAAUAUAUUUAUUGAUUUUAGAGAGAAAGGAAGGAACAAAGAGAAACAUCGAUCAGUUGCCUCCAGUGCCCUGACCAGGGACCAAACCUAAAACCUAGGUAUGCGCCCUGACCUCGAAUCAAACCCGUGACCUUUUGGGUCUCGGGACAAUGCUCCAACCUACCGAGCCACACCGGCCGGGGCUAAAUUUCCUCUUAACUCCGGAGUUGGUUGUACUGCAGGGAAGGAAGGCAGGGAGAAGGGGGCAGGCCAGAGGCUUGCCUUCUCAGAGCCUCAGUUUCCUCACCUGUGACGUGGGAAAAGCCGACCCACCAGCACAUAGCAAGGGCCUGCAGCCACCCUGGCAGGGGGCUCAUGUUAGCCCACUUGACAGAUUUGGCGAAGCCACAAGGCUGAGCCGGGGUGGAGCCCCGGGUCUGAGAGCUGAGCCUGACUGUCUGGGCCCUGAACCAAGAGACUGGCGCUACCGCCCUUUGCCUGGGGACUGGGGGACUGACUAACGUGGGACCCAGUUCCCGGACUUCAGGCCCUCAGCUGGAACGGAGCCCUGGGGCUCCAGCUUCCAGGCCCAGGAGUCCUCCGCUUCACGGGUGCGUGCCCUGUGCCUUUACCCGCCCCGGGACCCCACGCUUGCUUAGCUUCAUGCUCUGCUGUUGCUUCAAAUUCUAAUAAGUUUAUUUUUAAAAUUCAGUUCUAGAGAGAAGGGAAGGGAGGGAGGAAGAAAGGAAGAGAAACAUCCAUCAGUUGCUUCUCCCACGCCUCCAGCCGGGGGACCUGGCCCGCAAUUCCGGCAGCCUUUGGGUUUGCAGGCUGGUGCUCAGUCCACUGAGCCGCACCAGCCAGGGCUGGGCGGGGUGUUUGUUUGUUUGUUUGUUUUGUUUUAAGGAGCUGUACAUUGUCACUUCGCAGGACCCCACAAAUGAUGAAGCUGGUCAUGCCAGGGAGUCUGGGUGACCUUCUCAAGAGGGUCUGGAGAUCUGGCCCCUGGGCCCGUGGGCCACAGCACUCACUGCCUGUUGUGCCCUGCCUCCCCCUCCCCAGUGUCAGGCCAGCCUGGAGGUUCUGCAAACAGGGGAGGAGGGAGGAGAGCCCUGAGGGGGGCGGGGGAGGGGGCACUGUGGUGGGAGGGAGCCAAACCUCAGCAGCUGGCCUGGCCCAGGUGGCGUCUCUGAGCAGGCGUCAGGCAGAAGGAAGGGUGGGAUGUGGCCAGGCAGGCGGAGGGCUGGUGUAAGAACCGGCUGCAGAUGGAGGGAGGCCCCUGGAGUCAGACCCGGCCUCUGCCUCCCGCCGUGGGGCCCUGGCAGAUGAGUGUCUCUCUCUGGGCCUCAGUUUCCUCAUCUGUAAAAAGCCGUCCCCGCCUCAUGGGGUUGUACAGUCACCUGUGAAGUGCCUGUCCCUAGGGAUGGGGUCACUUCUGCUCACCCAGCUGUCACUCACGGUUGGUGGUGACAAAUGGGCAUGAAGACUUCCCAGCCACGCCGCCGCCCCCCGCCCCCUCCACAGCGCCCCUCAGUGGAUAGAGCACAGGCCUGUGAGCCAGUCAGGGCACAUGCCUGGCGGGCCAGGUCCCCAGUAGGGGGCACGUGAGAGGCAACCACACAUUGAUGUGUCUCCUCUUUCUCCCUCCUUUCCCCUCUCUAAAAAGAAAUAAAUAAAAUCUUAAAAAGAAAAUAGAUAAAUAAAUAAAAAGACUCCCAGCCCCAUCAGCUCUCCCCCUCACAGCCUCAUCCUGGGCUCCACGCACGGCCCACGACCCACUGUCCUGAUGGGACUCAAACUCAACGCCCCCCCCCCCCCGUGGUCGCCUCCUCCCGCUCUGACCCCACGCAUUUACUAGCUUCACCCUGCGGCCCAGUGACAGGCGCAUCUGCCCUGGCCCUGCUCCCAGGUGGGGUGCUUACUGCUGGGCUGGCCCAGAUUUCUGGGCUUUGUGACCUGGUAGGAACCCUCCACCAAUUACUUCCUCCAGGAAGACUUCUUGCAGAUGACUCCUGGCCGGGCUGGUGACAGGUCCCCGCCUGCAGGAGGCAUGGUGAGCACCUGCUUUGCCGCCACCGCAGUUCCUGCCGCUUCCGGGGGGAAAAGGGUGAGUUGGGGUGGGAGCCUCCUCUUCGUGGGGGGCACCUUGGUGUGCAGCCCCUCUUUGAGCUUGUGUCCACACCCUGGCUCCUUUUCCCCUCGGCAGCCCAGCUCCUACCUCCUCCUGCGGCCGAGGGGAAGCCAGGUGAGCCUCACAGCCUCCAGGUGUCUUAAGGGGCCUCUCUCCUCAGAAGGAACUUGGGUGCCGGGCCCGGAACCUCUAGCCAGGUUCACGUCGGUGUCGACAGGCACCAUGUCCAGGUCACCCAGGCCAGUCUGACCACUCCUGUCUGUGCCCAUGAAGAACCAGGUACUCCCUGGUUCCAGGUCCACCGCCCGGGUCCUGGGAACAAGUGCUCAUGAGCGGCCACUGUGUGCCGGCCAUCACCGGCCUGUGGCCCUCACCGGCCUCUCUUCAGACGCCCAUCCCCGGGGCUCCUUCUUGCCCAGAGGGAGAGAGGCUGGCGUCCACGGGCCUGGCUCCCACCCUGGCUCUGCCCAGGACCCCUGGGGAGUUUGGGGCAAGUCCUCUCCCCUCUGUGGGCCCUGGUUUCAGUCUCUGUAAAUUGGGAGCUGGGGUGGCAGGCGAGGAGACCUCUGAGGACUCUUUCCAGGAGUCGAACAUUGCAAAGAUCGCUAAGGGGCCAGAAGAAGGUCACACCCAGGGUCCCCACCCUGGGGUGCACAGGGCUGAAGCAGAGGCUGUCUCCCCCAGACCAUAGGGGGCUGGCUCAGGAGUGGGGGGAGCACCAGGAUUGGCCACAGCCCCCCUCAUCCGUUGAGGCUCGGGCAUGCGCGUGGGCAGACCCGGGGCUCUGGAGCAGAAUGGCUUGUCAUUAUUCAGCUUGGGCACCUGUGUAUACUCUGAGUCUCACUUCUCCCUCUAGGGAGGGGGCUAACCUCCCAGGUUAUUUUAAGGAUUCAGUGAUGAAUUUUAAGGAUGUCUGUCAAGUGCUUAUCACAGGAGAAAGCACACGACACAUGGGAGCUGUUGUUUUCCUUUAAAAAAAUUUUUUUUUAGUUGAUUCUAGAGAGAAGGGAAGGGAGGGAGAAAGAGAGAGAGAGAAACAUUGAUGUGAAAGAGAAACAUUGAUCGGUUGCCUCCCAUACGCGCCCCGGCUGGGCACCAAACCCGCACCCUAGGUGUGUAGACCUUUCUGUUUACAGGAUGAGGCUCCGACCCACUGAGCCACACGCACUGGCUGGGGCGGACCUGUUGGCAUCGUCAUUAUUAUUGAAGUGGUUGUUACUGUUCUUGGGGCCGUCGCAGGAACUCAAAAAGAGUUUGGAGGCUUUGGCGAGAAAUAAAUGAUAAAACAUUUA
Molecule: messenger RNA, 5365 nt
Organism: Phyllostomus hastatus (greater spear-nosed bat)
Lineage: Eukaryota; Metazoa; Chordata; Mammalia; Chiroptera; Phyllostomidae
Gene: ST6GALNAC4
Product: ST6 N-acetylgalactosaminide alpha-2,6-sialyltransferase 4
Exons: 6
Coding region: 275-1183 (302 amino acids)
Biological process (GO): ganglioside biosynthetic process; oligosaccharide metabolic process
Molecular function (GO): alpha-N-acetylgalactosaminide alpha-2,6-sialyltransferase activity
Source: RefSeq, a predicted model, not a curated record